Molecule: messenger RNA, 1899 nt
Organism: Scheffersomyces coipomensis
Lineage: Eukaryota; Fungi; Ascomycota; Pichiomycetes; Serinales; Debaryomycetaceae
Gene: GDS1
Product: Gds1p
Exons: 1
Coding region: 1-1899 (632 amino acids)
Source: RefSeq, a predicted model, not a curated record
AUGGCAUUAGCUGAAAGAAGACCUCAAAAUAUCGGGUUCCAAGUUGGUUCCACACCAGCUUCCCCUGCUUUUAAUACCACUAGCUUAAACGCAUCUUCAAAUAAUUCAAAUGCUUCAAACUUGAAAUCAUCAGGUUCAACUUCUUCUAUCACUUUAGAUAUUGGUAAUACUUCAAGUGAUAAUAUUAUUCUUGAAGAAGAUGAAGAUGAUUUAAUGAAUGAUGAGUUGAAUCAUAACAUUGAUGAAGAAGAUGAAGAUGAUGAAGAUGUUCAAUCUCCAAUCUCCAUUCUAAAUCAAUCUCAUCAUAGUUAUAUUUCCAAUCAUCAAAAUCUUGAAAAGAGUGUUAGUCCAGAAGCAAUGUCUCCAACUUCUCUGAGAAGUAUUUCUCCAGAUUCGUUAAUGCAAGGUGGUAAUGAUUUCAAAAAAUUAUCUUUGAAUUCAAGAGGCUCUACUCCUCCAACUUCAACUUCAACUCCUCCAUCAUCUCAAACUAAUAACAAUAAUGCUAAAAAACCAAAGAAUCCUUCUCGCGCUCCGAUUGCAACUGGUAUUUCAACUACUAUUCCAGUCACAGGUGAAAAACCAAGACCAGAUCAAAAAGAUGAUGCUUCUUUGGAAGAUGAUGUCUUAUAUGCCAUUUUUGUCAUUUUAUUUGAAAAGGAUCCAGAAGGUAGUGGUAUGACUGUUAAACAAAUUUGUGAUAUUUUAAUUGAACAACAUCCUGAUAUGGCCAAUUUAUCAACCAAGACUUCGAAUUUAGUUAGUGCUAAAUUGAAUGCUUAUGUUAAACGUGUUGAAAAAGGUGAUACAUCAUUAAAAUAUGCUUUAUCAAGAGAUUGGGCUGAUGCUUCACCAAAAAGAAUGGUUUAUGUUUAUCGUGGUAUUUUAACCGAAGAUUUCCAUGUCCAUGUUAAAAAGUUGAUGGAAAUUCAAAAGCAAGAACAACAAGCUGCUUUAAAACUUGAAAAUGAUGAUAAUUCUAAUUUAGAUGGUUCAAAUGUUACUAGUACUAAUGCUUCACCAAAAUCAAGUUCAACUACUAGUUCUACUAAGAAGUCUAAACAAGAAAAAUUGUUAUUACAACAACAAAAUCAACAACAACAACAACAACAAUUGGCUCAACAAUCUCAACAAAAUUUCUCCGAUUCUUCAUCUUUAGAUGAUCCAUUAGAAGCUGGCAAACAAGCUACUUUAUCAAAACCAAGAAGACAAACAAUGUAUGAUUUAGGUAUUUCAAAACAUACAUUUUUAGAUGCUACUUCAAUUGAUAAAUCGAAUUUAUUUGUUCCAUAUAAUUCAGCUCCAGUAACUGCUUCAUUAACUGAAUCUAAUUUAUCUACCAUUUCUGAACAUCAUACUAAGAGAAAUUCAAGUAAUAACUCAAAUGGUACUAUGAUGAUUAAUCAUCAUGAAUCUGAUUUUGAUUUUGAAGAUUUUGAAGUCUUCCAAGAUGAUGAUGAAGAAGAUGACGAUGAUGCUGGACUUUUAUCUAACAAUCCUCACUCUUUUAGUAAUGAUCUUUAUAUUGAAUCAUUUAAAAAGAAUGGUAAACGUUCAAAAUCAUUAUCUUAUCUUUCAUUGAACAAGAAAUCCAAGAUCUUGACUGCUGCUGCUGCUGCUCCAAGAGCUCCAAGAACUCCAAGUUCUCAUAACGCUAAUGCUGCUGCCGCUGCUGCUGAUUUACAUGCUGCUGCAUUAAGAGCCAUUUCAAAUCCUGAACUUGAUGAAGAUUCCAAUACUUCCGAUUCUUCUUCAACUGUCAAGGAUUCAGAAAGUUCCGCUGGUUCAGUUCCUUCGAAUAAGAAAUGGUUGGAAGUCAUUAGAUCUGGUUUCUUGUCAUUAGAUAUUGGUGCUCCAGAAGAUAUUAGUUUAUCAGAUUUAGAUAAAUUCUUUAAUUAA